Molecule: messenger RNA, 4156 nt
Organism: Myripristis murdjan (pinecone soldierfish)
Lineage: Eukaryota; Metazoa; Chordata; Actinopteri; Holocentriformes; Holocentridae
Gene: tnn
Product: tenascin N
Exons: 19
Coding region: 194-3580 (1128 amino acids)
Biological process (GO): neuron projection development; regulation of cell adhesion
Molecular function (GO): protein binding
Source: RefSeq, a predicted model, not a curated record
AGCUUUUAACAAUUGGAGGGAGGGCGAAAAAGAGGGAGAGAGUCAUUGGUUGUCCUGGGGUCUUCAAAUCACUGGCCUGAGCCUGUCAACAGGUGGCAGAGGGAAGAGUGUUUUAGAGGAAAGAGAGAGAGAAAGAAAGAAAGAAAAAAGAAAGAAAGAAAGAAAGAAAGACUAUUCAAAACGCAGCAAGGCCAUGAUCACCAGACUCCCUCGGCGGGCCCUGUGCCUGUUGGCCCUGUUCUGUACCAUCCCACACUUCAGCUCUGCCGACAACCUCCCCUCAGCCCCGGAGAAAGGAGUCACUUUCAGCCAUGUCUAUAAAAUCGACAUCCCUGGGAGCUCCACCUGUAAACUAGAGAGUCUGCCAUCCCAGGAUGAAGCAAGUGUGCAGACAAGUUUGGAGAACACAGCCCUGGUGGAUGGAGAGAACGACAUUGUCUUCAGACACAACAUCAAGCUGCAGACACCCAAGUGUGACUGCGAGGAGUCUGAGAGCUUCAAGUCUCUGCUGUACAGAGUCAAUGGGCUAGAAGAAGAAGUCAACUAUCUGAAGACGCAGUGUGCUCAGGGAUGCUGUGGGAAAGGUGGUGCCUCAGGUGUGGACACUAGCUGCAGUGGCCAUGGUACCUACCAACAUGACACCUGCAGCUGCCUCUGUGACCCAGGAUGGGAAGGCCCAGACUGCUCUGUGUCCUCCUGCCCCGAUGACUGUAAUGACAAUGGCCGGUGUGUGGAUGGCAAGUGUGUGUGUCACCAGGGAUAUACAGGACACGACUGCAGCCAACUUGCGUGUCCAGACAACUGCAACGACAAGGGACACUGUGUGGACGGAAAAUGCGUGUGCUUCCCACACUUCACUGGCGAGGACUGCAGCAUCCAGAAGUGUCCCAAUGACUGCAUCGGUAACGGCCGGUGUGUGGAUGGCCGGUGCAUCUGUGAUGAAGGGUUUUUUGGGGAAGAUUGUUCACUGGUCCUGGGCCCUAAGGGUCUGCGGUUGGUCCAGGUGACUGACGUCUCCCUGCUGGUGCAGUGGGAGUCGGUUCCCGGGGCAGAAUACUACGUUUUGACCUAUCAACCCAAGGAUGAUGACGGUGCCCUGAAGCAAGUAAGGGUGCCCAAGACAGAGAACUCCUACCUGAUCACAGGACUCACUCCAGGGAUCACCUACAUGGUCCAGGUGUACGCCGUCAUCAAGGGUAUCCAAAGUGAAGCGGACAGGAUUGAAGCAACUACAGAUGUGUCCGCUAUCGAUGAUAUCCAAGUUCUUGGCCAGACAGAAGUCUCUAUUGAGGUGGACUGGAAAAAUCCAGUGGUUGAGGUGGACCACUUCAGGCUUACACACACCGACCCGAUGGGACAUUUGGAGGAGCUGAAUGUACAGAGCAGCCAAGAGAGCCGCACCAAAUACACUAUUGAGGGUCUGCAGCCUGGAACAGAGUACCAGAUCACAGUGCAGGCCAUCAAGGGAGACAUAGAGGGAAAAUCAUCCUCUGUCACCGGCAUCACAGACAUUGAUGUUCCUGGCAACCUGGUCACCAUUGAGGUAACAGAGGACACUGCAACAGUGUCAUGGGACCGAGUCCUGGCAGAAAUCGAUAGCUACAUGUUGAGUUACAGCUCUGCAGAAGGUUCCAGUGGAGAGAUCCCAGUGGGCCCCAGCAGGACCUCUUACAAACUGAUUGGCCUGAGGCCUGGAGUCGUCUACACUGUCUACGUUUGGGCUAUCAAAGGACACAGAACCAGUGAGAAGAGUUCAACCAAGGCUGAGACAGAACUGGACGCCCCUACUAAUCUCUUGGCUCAAGAUGAAGCAGAGACCAGCUUCACCGUGUCGUGGGAUCGAGUCCAGGCAGAAAUUGAUGGCUACAUGCUUACCUACAGCUCUGCCGAGGGCUCCACUGUGGAGGUCCCCCUGGGGCCUGACAGCACCUCUUACAGGCUGACUGGCCUGAGGCCUGGAGUCCUCUACACUGUCUACGUCUGGGCUGUGAAGGGAGACAAAGCCAGCAGGAAGAUCUCAACACAAGCCGAGACAGAACUGGAUGCGCCAACUAAUUUCCUGGCCCGAGAUGAAGCAGAGUCUAGCUUCAGCGUGUCGUGGGACCAAGUCCAGGCAGAAAUUGAUGGCUAUAGAUUGAGCUACAGCUCUGCUGAGGGUUCAAGUGCAGAGAUCCCUGUGUGGCCUGACAGUGAGUCUUACAGACUGACUGGCCUGAGGCCUGGAGUCCUCUACACUGUCUACAUCUGGGCAGUUAAGGGAGACAAAGCCAGCAGGAAGAUCUCAACACAAGCCGAGACAGAACUGGAUGCUCCAUCUAACUUCUUAGCCCGAGAUGAAACAGAGUCCGGCUUCACCGUGUCAUGGGAUCGAGUCCAGGCAGAAAUUGAUGGCUACAUGCUUACCUACAGCUCUGCUGAGGGCUCCAGUGGGGAGAUCCCUGUGGGGCCUGACAGCACCUCUUACAGGCUGACUGGCCUGAGGCCUGGAGUCCUCUACACUGUCUACAUCUGGGCUGUGAAGGGACACAGAGCCAGCAGGAAGAUCUCAACACAAACAGAGACAGACAUCGAUGCCCCUAAGGACCUGAAGGCUACAGAUGUGGCUCUGGAGUCUGCUUCUUUGACCUGGAUCCCUCCACUGGCCGACAUUGAGGGCUACAUCCUCACCUACAGAGAUGAGGACGGAAACAUGGAGACUGUUGAAAAGCAGCUUGCAGCUGGGGAGAACGGCUUUGCUAUAUUUGACCUGGAGAUGGGGAAGAGGUACAUUGUCACCCUGAUUGCAUACAGGGGAACCCAGAGGAGCAAGGUGGUGGAGACCAUCUUCAAAACAAUCGGCCUGCUCUACCCCUUCCCCAUGGAUUGUGUGCAGAUCAUGAAGAACGGUAAUAUGAAGAGUGGCAUCUACACCAUCUAUGUCAACAAUGACCGUUCCAAACCAAUCGAGGUGUACUGCGACAUGGACACUGACGGAGGCGGCUGGCUGGUGCUCCAGCGCCGUAACAUUGGUAAACUGGACUUCAUGAAGCGCUGGAAACAUUACAUUGCAGGCUUUGGCAACAUGACAGAGGAGUUCUGGCUUGGUUUGGAGAAGAUAUAUGAGCUAACAAACACUCCCACCCAGUACGAGCUGAGAUUUGACUUGGGCUUGGGCUCAGAGAGGGUGUACGCCGUCUAUGACAACUUUAAGAUUGCUCCAGUCAAACAGAAGUUCGCCCUCACCAUCGGCAAAUACAGCGGGACAGCUGGUGACGCCAUGACCUACCAUCAAGGCCGCCCCUGGUCUACUGUCGACUCAGAUAACGACAUCGCCCUGGGUAACUGUGCCCUAACUCACCGCGGCGCCUGGUGGUACAAGAACUGCCACCUGGCCAACCUCAACGGCAAAUGGGGUGACAACAGGCACAGCACGGGAGUGAACUGGGAACCAUGGAAGGGCCACCUGACAUCUCUGGACUUUACAGAGAUGAAGAUCCGACCCUUGGGAGCCCUGUCCAGCAGGAGGAGGCGAUCGUUGAUGGCCAGAGAGAAGAGCAGAGCUGCAGCAUCCCUGAACAAACAGACAAACACUUCCCGCUAAAUGUACAACAACUGUCAUCCGCUGUUUACUUGCCAUCAUGCUAGAUUUGGGCAUUUCUCCAUGUUUGAAUGUGGCUAAAGGGAUUAGACAUGGACCGCCUGUGUCGGUGCUCUGACCCCACAGGAAUUCCCACUGUCUGCAUGUCUGUGCGCCUCACAUCUUGGACAGUGCUACUAUAUUACACAUACAAAGAGAGAAAUGCAAAAAACCUCAAACGGCAAUCAUAGGUGAUAGAGCUUAUCUACAAUAAGUACAAGAACCGAGCUCAGUGAUGAAAUUGGAAAUUCCUGGGUUUAGUAUGAUUGUGGGAAAGCAGCUACUAGACAACUGCCUUGCAGUUACUUUAAAGUCAAUGUUUGAAAUUAUGCCACAUUAAAAGUUUAGCGCAUUGAUCUGAAAGUUGAAACAGAAAUAAUACAUUUUAAUGGGGGUGAAAAAAGACAAAUUCCAGGUUAGACCCUGCUGGAAAUCUCAAUCUUAAACCAGUCCACAGCACAUUUUGCUGAAAUCACGCACCAAGAACUCAUAUGUUCAUUUACUGCAUACCCUUAACCUAUUUUUUUUUUCUAAUCCUCG